GCGCCGGGGUGGUGGGUUACGCCUGGAGAGCGCAUGGGCAGACAAACUGUACGUCCGUUUGUCCGGAGCGGAGGGGAGAGUGGGCGCCAUCUUCUUCUAGGCUCACUGAGGGCUUCACCUGUGCCGGGCAGGCUGCUGCGACGAGGAGUGCCCCCCGCCCCCGGUCUUGUGUGUCCGACUCGGCAGCAGUGGUGUGUGUUUACUGCCAAGUGCGAAGCAGUUACCCUUGGGGCGUCGGGGGUGGGGAGGGGUUGGCGACGGGGACGGAAGAACGGGGAAAGGCGGGGCCGGCGGCCGCGCCAGGAGCUAGCGUAGCUUCUGCCGUUAGGGCACCCUCCUUCCUUGCUAAACACCGACUCUCCCGUCAGCCUCCAUGUGGUGUUGUGUGUGCGCUUCCCAGUUUUCCUGAGAGUGAAGAUCUCGAAGGAUUUCAUAGGUAUUUUUUUUCUUUGCUAUGUCAUCGUAGUCAGUGGUGGCAGAAAAGCGCUGAAGGCCCGGCUCGUUAGGCGUGAGAGUGGCCAAAGUGUUUGAGUUAGGUAUGGGGCAGUUCACCCUGUGGCGAGUUAGGGUGGAAUGUUUGCCCUUGGGACGGCGUAACGGAAAGGCACGGAGGUUGGGCGGUCCAGGUUAAUUUGAAGGCUGAUUUUGGCUGAAGGUCUGGCGACAGCAUCGGAUCCCACGUAGCAACUUUGGCCUGGCGCAAAAGAAGGAAGCUCUAACCCUUGGGAGUCUGGACAAAGGCUUUGGGCUAUAGAAGCGAUUCCUUCGGAUGAUCCCCAUUUGAGGAUGAUGGAUGUUAUGGGAAAUCCUGUGCCCUGUGGAUUCGUCUUCAUUUACAGUUCCUAUUAACGACUAUGGCUCUGUCGUCAUGCCUUUGGUUUUUAUUUUAACCAUCUACAUUAUAAAAGGAUAAAAGGCAGAUCUUCAUAAAGAAUAAUUGUGGACCGGGCUAGAUUAUUUUCUGCAAGGGAAACUCAUGCAUUUAGAAUUUCAUCAUAACUUUGGGUUUUAAGGAAUAGUCAUUUCCCCCCACCGUAUCUGGAGAAUGACUUGUUACUCUCUAGUUAAAAUCAGAUGGAUCUGAGAUAAUACCUAUUUAAAUUUAGUCUCGUUUCCCUAUCAGGCUUGAUUAGAAGAUGCACAUUUCGUAUUGUUUAGUAAUGGUGAUCAAGUGUGAUGAAUCCUGGAUAAAAUCAAAAUUACUUAAAAUGAACUUCUUAAUUUCAAGCUUUUCAGGACUCACUUCAUCUUUUCAUAGGUUAGAAGUUCUAACAUCACUGUCUUUAAAUCAACACAGUCGCAAAAAUACUUCUGUUACAUUCAUAAGUAGAAACAAUUCUAAGUGCAGUGUACUUUAGGGUAUUUUGUGUGUUUCUAUUUUUGUGUUAUGUUCUAAGAGUAGAAUUUCUGGUGAAUUUGCUUAAGGAAAUGACCUAUGGGAACCAUAGGAAAAGUGCUCAUUUUGAGAACUGGUCUCUUACAGAUGGCCUCCUAGGUGUGUCAUUGUUGAGGGAUAAAAUGGUACAGUUACCCUACCAGCUAAAAGGGAAAAAAGUUAAUUGUUAGUUAUAUGUGGCAAAUUAGACAAAAUAUUUUAUCUUGUCUGCUUGGAUUGGAAUUCAUGAGAUUUGUACUCCUGGAACUAUUUAGUUCAAAUAUUGUUUUUAAGCUGAGGAUAAACUAGAAAUUUUUUGAAUUUGACAUGUUAUUCCUUGAAACGUCCCUACGUAGCUUGUAGAUAUAUUUGUGUUCUCAGGGCAUAUCCCUUUUUAAGUUUUUUAAAAAGUUGAGGAUAGACAAAAUGGCAUGUAUCUUACUUACUCUGGAGCUAAGUUAAUUUGUAUAGGAAGGAAUCUUGGAACUUUAAUGUGGACAACUAGUACAGAAGCCAUUUAUAUAGUUUUUUAAACGUUGGUGUGGAUAUUGGUUUGUUGAAGGAACCAGGUUUGUACUCAUUUUUAUUUUUGGUACUGUGGAUUUUUCAUAAACGAUUUUUUUAGGGCAGUUUUUUUAGGUUUACAGCAAUAUUGAGCAGAAGAUGCAGAGAUUUCCUAUAUACCCCCUGCCCGCGCCCAUGUACUUUGUAAAUAUUUUAAUAGUAUUAAUAGUCAAUAUUUUAAGUAUCAAUUUGGCAUUGAUAAUUCAGAUGUAGAAUAUGGCCAGUAAUUUCUUGAUACCUUGUUAGUUGAGCUUGUAGUUUAAAAAGUAAUCAGUGGACCCUUUCCAAAGGAAAAUAAGCCUUGCAGACCUCAAAGAAUAUGUCUUCCAACCACACUUUGUGGAAGAGUGGUACUUAAGUAUGUCUGCUUGGAAUUUGUACUUCGUUUUUGCUGAAGGAUGAUUAAUUUCCCCUUGGAACAAAGAAGACCAUUUUGUAAUGUCCAUAGUUGUGGUUCCAUAUAUUGCUUCACUUUUAAUAGUUAAGUUGCUUUUACAGAAUUAACAGGUCUCCAAGAAAUUUUAAAAAGGUCAUUAUUGCUGUGGUUUGAGCUCAGCAUGGCUGUAGUCAUCCGUUUACUGGGGCUUCCUUUUAUUGCGGGGCCUGUGGAUAUUCGUCACUUCUUCACGGGAUUGACUAUUCCUGAUGGAGGAGUGCAUAUAAUUGGAGGGGAAGUUGGGGAGGCUUUUAUUAUUUUUGCAACAGAUGAAGAUGCAAGACGUGCCAUAAGUCGUUCAGGAGGGUUUAUCAAGGAUUCAUCUGUAGAGCUCUUUCUUAGUAGUAAGGCAGAAAUGCAGAAGACUAUAGAAAUGAAAAGAACUGAUCGCAUAGGAAGAGAGCGACCGGGAUCUGGGGCAUCAGGGGCUGGCAGCUUAUCUAACUUUGUUGAGGCUAUUAAAGAAGAAGCAAGUAAUUCCGGAUAUGGCUCUCCAAUUAAUCAAGAUGCUGGGUUUCAUGCUAAUGGUACAGGACAUGGUGAUUUAAGGCCAAGAAAGACAAGGCCAUUGAAGGCAGAGAAUCCUUACUUGUUUCUGCGAGGUUUGCCUUACUUAGUAAAUGAAGAUGAUGUACGUGUCUUUUUUUCUGGUUUGUGUGUGGAUGGCGUAAUUUUCUUAAAACAUCACGAUGGCCGAAAUAAUGGUGAUGCCAUAGUAAAAUUUGCUUCAUGUAUUGAUGCUUCAGGAGGUCUUAAAUGUCAUAGAAGUUUUAUGGGUUCAAGAUUUAUAGAAGUAAUGCAAGGCUCAGAACAACAGUGGAUUGAGUUUGGUGGUAAUGCAAUUAAGGAGGUUGACAUUCCUAUGAGAAUUGAAGAACAUUCUCCACCAAGAGGAAUUAAUGAUAGACAUUUUCGAAAACGAUCUCAUUCAAAAUCUCCCAGAAGAACACGUUCUCGUUCUCCUCUCGGGUUUUAUGUUCACUUAAAAAAUCUGUCCCUAAGUAUUAACAAAAGAGAUUUAAGAAAUUUCUUUAGAGAUACUGAUCUGACUAAUGAACAGAUUAGGUUUUUAUAUAAAGAUGAAAGAAGAACAAGAUACGCCUUUGUAAUGUUCAAAACUCUGAAAGACUAUAACACUGCUCUGGGUUUACAUAAGACUGUUUUACAGUAUCGUCCUGUUCAUAUUGAUCCUGUUUCUAGAAAACAAAUGCUGAAGUUCAUUGAAUGUUAUGAAAAGAAAAGACCAGUGUCCAUAGAAAAAGAGAGGCUUGGACAUAUUUCACAAAAAUACUCUCAAGAAGGCUACCCUGGCCAGAAACUGUGUAUAUAUAUAAGAAAUUUUCCUUUUGAUGUUACAAAAGUUGAAGUACAAAAGUUCUUUGCAGACUUUUCUCUUGCAGAGGAUGACAUUUACUUACUUUAUGAUGACAAAGGAGUUGGUCUGGGAGAAGCAUUGGUGAAAUUCAAAUCAGAAGAACAAGCCAUGAAAGCCGAACGUUUAAACCGACGGAGAUUCUUGGGGACAGAGGUAUUGUUAAGACUUAUAUCUGAGGCACAAAUGCAGGAGUUUGAUGUAAAUUUUUCCUUGAUGUCCAGUGAGAGAGUGCAAGACCAUUCACAGUCACGUGAUAGAGAUGACCAUUCCCAUUCUUUUGACUCCAGCGAUCCACCAAUAUACUCAAUUGGUCCUUCUGAAAACUUCAGGCAUCAGCAGGAGGACUUGAGGCAACUGGACAAUUUCAAGCAAACCCAGGGGGAUUUCCGACAGCUUGAUAGGAGCCUUCCAGAAGAUUUUAGGCGCUCCCCAGAGGACUUCAGGCGCUCCCCAGAAGACUUCAGGCGCCCUCGGGAGGAACACUUCAGGCGGCCUCUUGAGGAUUUCAGGCGGCCUCUUGAGGAGGAUUUCAGGCGUCCUUGGGAGGAGGACUUCAGAUACCCUCGGGAGGAGGACUUCAGGUACCCCAGAGAGGAGGAGUGGAGGCGGGCACCGGAGGAGGAUUUCAGGCGGCCUUCCAAGGAGGAUUUCAGGCGACCCCUCGAGGAGGACUGGAGGCGGCUCCCGGAGGAGGAUUGGAGGAGGCCCCCGGAGGGAGACUUCAGGCGGCCUCUUGAGGAGGAUUGGAGGCGGCCUCCUGAGGAUGACUUUAGACGGCUUCCCCAAGGGGAGUGGAGACGACCACCUGAGGAGGACUUCAGGCGACUUCCCGAGGAGGACUUCAGGCGACCUCCGGAGGAGGAUUUCAGGCGUUCUCCCGAGGAGGAUUUCAGGCGUUCUCCCGAAGAAGAUUUCAGGCGGCCGCCCCAGGAACACUUCAGGCGGCCGGCCCCGGAGCAUCUCAGGCGUCCGGCCCCGGAGCACUUCAGGCGGCCGCCCCCGGAGCAUUUCAGGCGACCGCCUCAGGAGCACUUCCGUCGGCCACCCCAGGAGCACUUCCGCCGGCCGCCUCAGGAGCAUUUCCGGCGGCCACCCCAGGAACAUUUAAGGCGCCCCCGAGAGGAGGAUUUCAGGCACCCACCGGAUGAAGAUUUCAGAGGCCCUCCCGAUGAAGACUUGAGGCAUCCUCCUGAUGAGGACUUCAGGAGCCCCCAGGAGGAAGAUUUUAGAUGCCCUUCUGAUGAGGACUUCAGGCGGCUCCCGGAGGAAGACCUCAGGAAACCUCCAGAGGAGGACCCUAGACUUCCUGACAGUUUUAGACCUCCUGGUGAGGAGUUUAGGAGUCCACCCGAUGACUUUAGAAGUCAUCGUCCUUUUGUGAAUUUUGGUCGCCCAGAAGGUGGCAAGUUUGAUUUUGGAAAGCGCAGUAUGGGAAGUUUUCCUGAGGGGAGAUUUAUGCCUGACCCAAAAUUAAAUUGUAGUUCAGGUAGACUAACACCUAUUAAGAUAAUGAAUCUUCCAUUUAAAGCUAAUGUUAACGAAAUUCUAGACUUUUUCCAUGGUUAUAGAAUCAUACCUGAUUCAGUUUCAAUACAGUAUAAUGAGCAAGGGUUACCUACAGGGGAAGCCGUUGUUGCUAUGAUAAACUAUAAUGAAGCUAUGGCUGCUAUUAAAGACCUAAGUGAUAGGCCGGUUGGCCCACGCAAAGUUAAAUUAAUGUUGCUCUAGAGAGCAUUCCUAAAUUCAGAAUUACCUCCCCACAGUGUUGAUGCAGUAAAAUGCAUUUGUUUUUUUUUAAGUGUUUAUUUUUAAUUAUCUAAUGAAAAGAAACAUUUUGACUUGUGAAUAGAACAAAUGUAAAUAUUAGAAUGUGAAUCUGGUUUUCUUUUGCUUGCAAAUUUCCAUUCACUUUUUCUAAUUUAAAAUUAUAUAUGCCCCCUUUUUUGGACAGUUGGGGAGAAAAUUCCCUGAGUGCAUUAGUUUUUGUUGAUGUCAUGGGUAAACCUCAAGAUUUGUAUAAAGUAGACCUGUAUUUGGGGAAGAUAAGUUUUAUAUUCACUUUUGUUUCUGGUCUGUAGUCUACAUCUUUUACACUGUAUAAGGAAAUGGUCAGUGACUAUUGUUCAGGUUUAGCAUUUGCAUUGCUAACUGCCUACAGAAUUAAUGCCCUCUUCUUUGUCUGAGAUAUUACUGUGUUAAGCCUCCCAUUAAUUAUAAAUAGUUCAAAAUGGACAGACUGUGAACUUGAAGUUUACUUGUGUAAAAAGCUUAGGAGAUUCUUGAAGUUUCCAUGUUCAUAACUUUGCAAAGUUUUAUAAAAAUAAAAAAAUUUGCAACUGAA
Prionailurus viverrinus (fishing cat) is the source of this 6091-nucleotide messenger RNA. It is a transcript of the gene RBM12B, whose product is annotated as RNA binding motif protein 12B. Gene Ontology annotation, biological process: regulation of RNA splicing. The record is from RefSeq and is a predicted model, not a curated record. Gene Ontology annotation, cellular component: ribonucleoprotein complex; nucleoplasm. The transcript is spliced from 4 exons. The coding region runs from base 2497 to 5478 and encodes 993 amino acids. Gene Ontology annotation, molecular function: RNA binding. Lineage: Eukaryota; Metazoa; Chordata; Mammalia; Carnivora; Felidae.